Fonticula alba is the source of this 1482-nucleotide messenger RNA. RefSeq names its product V-type proton ATPase catalytic subunit A. The coding region runs from base 1 to 1482 and encodes 493 amino acids. NCBI's taxonomy places the organism in Eukaryota, Rotosphaerida, Fonticulaceae. The transcript has 3 exons. The record is from RefSeq and is a predicted model, not a curated record. Gene Ontology annotation, biological process: ATP metabolic process; proton transmembrane transport. Gene Ontology annotation, molecular function: ATP binding; proton-transporting ATPase activity, rotational mechanism.
AUGAGUGGUAUCUUCGACGGUAUCCAGCGCCCGCUGGAGGCCAUCCAGAAGAGCACCAUGUCCAUCUACAUCCCCCGCGGUAUCGACACCGAUGCCCUGGACAAGGACAAGCCCUGGGAGUUCGUCCCCUCGGAGAAGCUGCGCGUCGGCGACCACCUCGCCGGUGGUGACGUCUUCGGCAAGGUCUACGAGAACUCCCUGGUCGAUGUGCUGAUCCUGGUCCCCCCCCGUGGCCGCGGUACCAUCACCUACAUCGCCCCGGCCGGCAGCUACUCCCUGCGUGACACCGUCCUCACUCUGGAGUUCAACGGCAAGAAGCACAACUACACCAUGAUGCACAACUGGCCCGUGCGCCAGCCCCGCCCGGUGGCCGAGAAGCUCAACGCCGAUCACCCCCUGUUCACCGGCCAGCGUGUCCUGGACUCCCUCUUCCCCAUGGUCCUCGGUGGUACCUGCGCCAUUCCCGGCGCCUUCGGCUGCGGCAAGACCGUCAUUUCUCAGUCCCUCUCCAAGUACUCCAACUCCGACUGCAUUGUCUACGUCGGCUGCGGCGAGCGCGGCAACGAGAUGGCCGAGGUCCUCAAGGACUUCCCCGAGCUGACCAUCGAGCACAAUGGCCGUGAUGAGCCCAUUCUCCAGCGUACCUGCCUGGUGGCCAACACCUCCAACAUGCCGGUCGCCGCUCGUGAGGCCUCCAUCUACACCGGUAUCACCCUGGCCGAGUACUUCCGUGACAUGGAUUCCGGCUACCCCGCCUACCUGGGUGCCCGUCUGGCCUCUUUCUACGAGCGCGCCGGUAAGGCCCGCUGCCUGGGCUCCCCCGACCGUCUUGGCUCCGUGUCCAUCGUCGGUGCCGUCUCCCCCCCGGGUGGUGAUCUGUCCUGCCCGGUUGUCUCGGCCACCCUCGGUAUUGUCCAGACCUUCUGGAGCCUGGACAAGAAGCUGGCCCAGCGCAAGCACUUCCCCUCGGUCAACUGGUCCAACUCCUACUCCAAGUACGAGAAGGCCCUCGAGCCCUACUACGACACCUUCGACUCGGAGUUCGUCGCCCUGCGCACCAAGAUCCGCCGCAUCCUCCAGAAGGAGGAGAGCCUCAGCGAGAUUGUCCAGCUGGUCGGCAUGAGCGGUCUCGCCGAGUCCGACAAGCUCACCCUCGAGGUGGCCAAGAUCAUCAAGGAUGACUUCCUCGCUCAGAACGGCUACUCCGACUACGACUACAACUGCCCCUUCUACAAGACCGUCGGCAUGGUCCGCAACAUUGCCACCUUCUACGACCUGGCCAUCAACGCCAUCGAGUCCACCGCCCAGUCCGACCGCCGCGUCACCUGGCAGGUCAUCCGCGAGGAGCUCGGCGACAUCCUCCACCAGCUCAGCUCCAUGAAGUUCAAGAACCCCACCGAGGGUGAGGCUGCCGUCCGCAAGCACAACGACGACCUCUUCGCCAACAUGAAGGAUCGCUUCCGCCAGCUCGUUGAGAACUAA